Peromyscus maniculatus bairdii (prairie deer mouse) is the source of this 975-nucleotide messenger RNA. The record is from RefSeq and is a predicted model, not a curated record. Lineage: Eukaryota; Metazoa; Chordata; Mammalia; Rodentia; Cricetidae.
AUGAGUCUUCACUGCUGUGACUACACAUUCUCCUACCUGCUGUUACCAAAGAAAGUCAGGAAGGAUCAUGCUGGGGAUAACCAGGGGUGCAAUCUCCUGAACAAUAUUCAGGUCCCAGGGGAGGAAAUGAGCCUAGAGAGUGCACAGGUUGCCAUUCUUGAAGCAGUGGAGGCAGAGGACACUGCCAACAUUUCAGGGGAGGUAUCUGAUGAAGGAACACAAAGCUCUCCCCAGAGUUCUCAAAGAGCCUCCACUUUUCCCCCUUUUAUGGGCUCCACUGCAGGGGUACCAUCUGGUGAGGCUUCUGCGAACCAAAUAGAGGAUGUGGAAGACACUUAUUUCCCCUCAGAGGCUACAUUAAAUACAAAAAUAAUUGAGUUGCUGCGAUUCCUGUUCCUCAAGUAUCACAGGAAGCAGCUAGUCAGUGAGACAGAUAUGCAGGAUAUGAUUGUUAGAAAUUAAAAGGAGUACUACCCUAUGAUCUUCAAUAAGGCAUAUGAGUGCAUGAAGCUGAUCUUUGGCAUUGACAUGAUAGAAGUAGAUCCUGAUGAUCACUCCUAUAUCCUUGUCACUGCCCUGGGGAUCACUUACGAUGGGUUGCUGCAUGGUGCUCAGGGCAUACCCAAGACAGGCCUGUCAAUAAUCAUUCUUGGCAUCAUCUUCAUAUAGAACAACUGUAUCAAUGAGGAGAGAUUCUGGCAUGUAUUGAAUAAAGUGGGGCUGUAUGCUGAGCAGUAUCAUUCCAUAUUUGGGGAGAUCAGGAAACUAAUUUUUGAGGAUUUUGUGCAGGAAUGGUACCUGCAAUAUAGGCAGGUUCCUGGCAGAAACCCUCCUUGCCAUGAUUUCCUGUGGGGCCCACAGGUCUAUGUUGAAACCACCAAGAUGAACAUCUUGACCUUUUUUUCUAGGGUCACUAGGAGAAAUCCCAGAUCCUAUGGCACCAAGUAUGCAGAGCUUUUUUUUAUGAACAGUUAG